Messenger RNA from Cimex lectularius (bed bug), 1547 nucleotides. Its product is annotated as E3 ubiquitin-protein ligase TM129. Bases 206 to 1342 code for a protein of 378 amino acids. NCBI's taxonomy places the organism in Eukaryota, Metazoa, Arthropoda, Insecta, Hemiptera, Cimicidae. Gene Ontology annotation, molecular function: ubiquitin protein ligase activity. The record is from RefSeq and is a predicted model, not a curated record. Gene Ontology annotation, cellular component: endoplasmic reticulum; membrane. Gene Ontology annotation, biological process: protein ubiquitination. The transcript is spliced from 6 exons.
ACAAGGUCCUUCAUCCUUGCUAUAGUUGUAGCUUAUGCUUAUCUAUAGUUAUACUUCACGGUCACAGUUCUAAACUUUACAGUUAACAGUUUGCAGUGGCAGGUUACUGAUGGUUGACGAACUGCAAAUGUUUGUUUUACAAGUCUGAAACGUUAUUUGGACACGUAGUGGAAAUGAGUUAAAACAACGGAGAGUGCCAGGGAAAAUGAGCCAAACCUACUCAACCAACUAUAACGUACUAGCUACACCCACGGCCCUUUAUACACUCUUCUACUUCAUUGUUUCGAUAUGCUUCGUCCUGAGGACGAGGGAAUUUGUGUUUGCCGGGCUGACAGUGGAAAAUCUUUUCGACUUCUUCCUCAAAAAUGAAGACAUCGACUUUAUUGGCUAUCAUGCUAAGAGGACGGUCAUCACUCUUUGUCUUCAUUCCUUACUCCCUUUAGGUUAUUUAGGUGGUGCUGCACUUUUUGCCGACAAGAAUCUGCUGUACCAGGACAAUAUUUGGUUCACAGCGUUUUUCCUUUUCAGCAUUGUAUUCCCAUCAUUGACAUUUACCACUGCAUACUAUUGGACGGUGAAUGAGUUCAACAACCAUCCAAUUGUUAAGACCCUUAAGCAAUUCUGUGACAACCGCACAUCAUGGAAAGCCAUUGCGGCACAUAUCGCUCGCGAAUACCGAAGAGUGGACAAGAUAAAUCUUCAGACGAGCACAGUCUGCAGGGUCGUUGUGACAGAUAACUGGAUUAUUAAAAUUUCCCCUUAUUCUUUGGACAUCGCGCACCAAAGAGAUUCAGUUUUGGUCUUGUGCACGACCGAUACCCACGUAUUAUCUCAUGAAGGCAAUGGUUCUGUGCAAUAUGUCAAUAUUGAAGUAAAAUCAACAAGACCUGGAAUCAAUUCAUUUUUUAUAAGAUGUAAUGCAUUAGACUUCAAUAAUAUACAGAAUCGGGUUCAGAUACCGAUUUCUAUUAUAGAAGGAAUUAAAUUUCAUAAAACAAAGAUUGAACACUUUUUGGAUGUUUUCAAGGAAACUGUAGAAAAAAAUCCACCCUAUAGCCCCCCACCACAGCAAGAAUUGGAAAAUUGCAUCGGAUGCAUGGUGGCUCAACCUUCGGUCAAAUUGGUUAAAUGCUGCAAAACUCCUGAACCUUGCACAAACUGUUACUGCAGGCCUCUUUGGUGUCUUGAUUGCAUGGGGAAAUGGUUUGCCACUCGCCAAGAACAGGAUCAUCCAGAAACCUGGCUCUCUUCCGUAUGCACCUGUCCUGUUUGCCGAUCGAUAUUCUGUGUCCUCGAUGUAUGCCCGAUUAAGUUACAACAUGAAAAUCAAAGUGAAACUUGAAAAAGAAAUUUUGAACUUCUUAUAUCUCUACAUAAAUUCUGAGGACUUUUUGCUACUUUGUUUUAAUUCAAAUCAAAUAAUCUCAUAUAUUGUUAAAUUUGUUUAACACAACUUAUUUAUAUAUAAUUAUCUUAUUGAUCAUAAAAUCAUACUUUUUUAUCCCUCAUAAAAUAUCUUCUUCAAUAAAGGUAUAAAUUUAUUGUAA